CCGGUCCCUCCGCGCUAGAGGACACGGCCAAGAUGGCGGCGGCUGCGGCGGCACUGCGGUACCUGGCCCCGCUGGGCGCCCGCCUCCCGCCGCAGGGCCGCGCCACCGGGCGGCUGCUGCAGCAGCGCAGGGGACUGCGGCUCUCCGCGCCCGCCGCCAUACAGGUGACGGUGCGGGACGCGCUGAACCAGGCGUUGGAUGAGGAGCUGGAGCGGGACGAGCGCGUCUUCCUGCUGGGCGAGGAGGUGGCCCAGUACGACGGUGCCUACAAGAUCUCCAGGGGUCUCUGGAAGAAGUAUGGGGACAAGAGGGUGAUGGAUACCCCGAUAUCAGAGAUGGGCUUCACAGGAAUCGCUGUCGGUGCUGCUAUGGCAGGGUUGAGACCAGUGUGUGAGUUCAUGACGUUCAACUUCUCCAUGCAAGCAAUCGAUCAGGUUAUAAACUCCGCUGCCAAGACCUGUUACAUGUCUGCAGGAGCAAUCGCCGUUCCCAUCGUCUUCCGGGGCCCCAACGGGGCAUCAGCUGGAGUUGCGGCUCAGCACUCACAAUGCUUCGCAGCUUGGUAUGGGCACUGCCCAGGACUGAAAGUUGUUAGUCCUUGGAGCUCAGAAGAUGCCAAAGGUCUGUUGAAAGCAUCAAUCCGGGACGAUAAUCCAGUUGUGAUGCUGGAAAAUGAAUUACUCUAUGGCGUUCCCUUUGAAAUGUCUGAACAGGCACAGUCAAAGGAUUUUGUUGUUCCAAUUGGAAAAGCUAAAAUAGAAAGGGAAGGAACUCAUGUUACAUUAGUGUCACACUCAAGACCUGUUGGACACUGCUUGGAAGCAGCUGCUAUACUUGCCAAAGAAGGUGUAGAGUGUGAGGUUAUAAAUCUGCGUACCAUUCGACCAAUGGAUAUUGAAACAGUGGAAGCCAGCGUCGUAAAAACAAACCAUCUUGUAACUGUAGAAGGAGGUUGGCCGCAAUUUGGAGUAGGAGCUGAAAUCUGUGCCAGGAUCAUGGAAGGAUCUGCCUUCAACUACUUGGAUGCUCCAGCUGUGCGUGUUACCGGUGCAGAUGUUCCCAUGCCUUACGCAAAAAUUUUAGAAGAUAACUGCAUACCUCAAGUCAAGGAUAUAAUAUUUGCAGUGAAGAAAACUUUGAAUAUCUGAGUUGUAAAUACAUGGUUUAAAGUCCUGCUUUACAAAUUAUUCAUGGUGUAGGGCAUGUUGUAUGCGUAACUUUUGUUGUAUACCUACACAAAGUUUUGUACAGUGGAGAAAGUAUAGUGACCUCCCAGAAUAUUUAUAUGGGGUUAUCUUCUAAGCCACACUUCAUAUAAGCAACAGUGCGGGAGCGCUUGUUUGUUCAGUGGUACCAGGUGCGUUGGUGCUACUGUAUGUAGAGAAAUCCUAUUUUAAAUUCAGAGUGAGGAAAAAAUCCUCUGUUUCUGCUUGGCUUGUAAUUACCAGACUAGCUGUGUUAAACUGGGUCUAGUGGUGGUUGAGUGAAGAACUGCCUUAAGCAAGAGGAGGCCCUGAGCCUGGUCCUGGAGCACUGUACAGCUCUCUAGGAGCCCAGGGUCACAAGGCUUAUUAGAGGUGAAUGAUCAAACAGGAGCAAGUGAAGCCUUGCUUUUACGUUACACAGUUAAGUGCAACAGCUCAUAAAGUGGCAGCUUUGGAAUCCUGUGGUAUGGGUUAAGAGAGAGCUGCCAUGUUUCGUUUGAAAAGCACUCCGCUCACGCAGGAAAGCUUCUGCACAAGAGCUUAAAUAAAGAUCCUGAUCCCAUUCAGUAUGUCAUGGGUAACACUACAUAACUUUUCUUUACUAGCUGCCACAUACAGUGAUAAAAAGAAAAAAAACUUGCCCAAAUGUUUUAUGGUUUUGGUUUUUUUAACUCAUCACAUGGGCCAACAGCAUCCUCAAACUACAGUUCUUACAGUGCAAAGUAAGUUAUUUUAUUCAGACGCAGGGAGCCUGGCUCUGAAGCAGCAGUUGUGUAGAUUGUGUUUGAAGAGCCAGGAAACGGUCGCAGCAGCCUUUUGGGAGAUCGCCACGUCCAAGGGUUUAGCAAAGGCCUAGUCCUGAGAGGCAGGGAGAGCCUGCUAGGCUUCGUUCAGCAGCUUCUGGUACAGAGUAAAAGCUGCUUUUAGGAGUCUGCGGUGUGGCUUGCUCUAUACCCCAGGGAGGGUGGCUUUCCAGUGAACUGUUGCAGAGGAGAUACUUACCUCUGUAAGGAGACAGAAGAGCUCGGGUCCUGUUUCAGUGAAGGGCCAGGAAUAUCUUUCAGGGUAUUUCCUUUAGCAGAGGUGCUGUUAGGUUCUUAGGAAGUCUGGUUUGCAGGUGCAGUCCUAGCUGAACAUACCCACCACCACGCUGCCGAAGGAAUUCCAUUAACAUUUUAAUAAAAAUGACUGAAUAUCACAGGUUACAUGAAAUUUUGUACAGACAUUCUCUGCAUAGUAACAAACACUGAUGUACUUGAAUUUAAAAAAAUGGAUUAUCUAUAAUCCUUUAAAGUGCAAUUUGUUUAAGGUUUUAAAUCAAGAAGGAUCUCUCAAUAAAGUUUAAGCUGUAGAAUUAA
Molecule: messenger RNA, 2563 nt
Organism: Falco peregrinus (peregrine falcon)
Lineage: Eukaryota; Metazoa; Chordata; Aves; Falconiformes; Falconidae
Gene: PDHB
Product: pyruvate dehydrogenase E1 subunit beta
Exons: 9
Coding region: 33-1148 (371 amino acids)
Biological process (GO): pyruvate decarboxylation to acetyl-CoA
Molecular function (GO): pyruvate dehydrogenase (acetyl-transferring) activity
Source: RefSeq, a predicted model, not a curated record